AUGCCUCCAUCCAUCACGUCCACAAAGGAUUCCGAUGAAGCGUGUUCGGAUCUGUUUAAAUUGGACUCGGCGGCUCUCAAUAAACAACCGGAAGAAGUGUUCGAUAUUGUCGGCAAGCUAGGAGAAGGGUCAUAUGGAUCAGUACAUAAAGCUGUUCAUCGAGACUCUGGUCACACACUGGCUAUCAAGAAGGUUCCAGUGGACACAGAUCUUCAGGAAAUCAUUAAAGAAAUCAGUAUUAUGCAACAAUGUGACAGUAAAUAUGUAGUGAAGUAUUACGGGUCCUACUUCAAGAAUUCUGAUUUAUGGAUUGUCAUGGAGUAUUGCGGUGCUGGUUCUGUUUCUGAUAUUAUGCGACUAAGGCGUAAGACACUAACCGAAAGCGAAAUGAGUGCUGUAUUGAGGGAUACAAUAGAAGGACUAAGAUAUCUUCACGAUCUCAAGAAAAUACAUCGGGAUAUCAAAGCUGGCAAUAUUUUGCUAAACACCGAAGGACAAGCGAAAUUGGCCGACUUUGGUGUAGCAGGGCAAUUGACGGAUACAAUGGCGAAGCGAAACACUGUCAUUGGCACACCAUUUUGGAUGGCUCCUGAAGUGAUUGAAGAGAUCGGAUAUGACACUAAAGCUGAUAUCUGGUCUCUGGGUAUCACUGCAAUUGAAAUGGCGGAAGGACGGCCACCAUAUGCGGAUAUACAUCCCAUGAGGGCAAUCUUCAUGAUCCCAACAAAACCUCCACCAACCUUCAAGAAGCCGGAUGAGUGGAGUGAUGAAUUCAAUGACUUCAUCAAACAGUGUUUAGUGAAAAAGCCUGAUGAUCGGAAAACGGCUUCGCAACUAGUUGAGCAUAGCUUCAUAGCCAAUGCUCCCGGUCCGGAAGUUCUGCAAGCGAUCAUCAGAGAUGCUAGCGAAAUCCAGUCCAAUAGCAAGUAUGCACUAGCCGCGGAGUCGGAAGCAGCAACAAUAAUCGAUGGAAAGGUGGAUGGUCGAACGCUACUAACUCGUGGGAACAACCCUGAUGACCGCACUUUAGUCGAGAAUGCCGCAGCGACAGAUCAAUUUCUUACUGCACUGAGCUUGAAGAGCCAAAUGGAGUCGUUGCGUAUCGGUGGCCAAAUACCAGGGUCAGUGCUGGGCGCUCCUCCACCUUAUCAGAAAGCUGGGUCUUUAGUAGAGAAGCCGGAAUACGCAGCAACCACGACGGAUACUCCAGUUGGGGAAUCGGAGUCGUCAACGACGUCUAGCAUAAUGAAUACCGAAGCGGAGUACGAGAAUCGUUUUCACAAGUCAAUGGCAGAGGAUGAUUACGAGUUUUUGCGUGAACUCUCACUUGAUGAGCUUCUCCGAAGAAAAAACAAUCUUGAAUCGGAAAUGGAUGAAGAACUCCGCGAAUUACAAAGGAGGUAUCAAACGAAACGUCAACCGAUUCUAGAUGUGAUUGCAUUGAAGAAGAGUAGAAGUGCGAACUAA
Ostertagia ostertagi is the source of this 1467-nucleotide messenger RNA. NCBI's taxonomy places the organism in Eukaryota, Metazoa, Nematoda, Chromadorea, Rhabditida, Trichostrongylidae. The record is from the annotation of a GenBank genome assembly.